Cannabis sativa is the source of this 714-nucleotide messenger RNA. RefSeq lists its product as uncharacterized. Gene Ontology annotation, molecular function: structural constituent of ribosome. Gene Ontology annotation, cellular component: ribosome. The transcript is spliced from 3 exons. The coding region runs from base 84 to 410 and encodes 108 amino acids. Lineage: Eukaryota; Viridiplantae; Streptophyta; Magnoliopsida; Rosales; Cannabaceae. The record is from RefSeq and is a predicted model, not a curated record. Gene Ontology annotation, biological process: translation.
UGCAUCAGACGCAGAAAAAGGUUGAACUGGGAAUCAUCACACUCUGUUUCAGUGUUUCUGAAAAUUAGGGUUUAAGGAAAGAGAUGAAGCAAGUGGUGGGAAUGGUGGUCUCCAACAAGAUGCAGAAAUCGGUGGUUGUGGCCGUCGAUAGGCUCUUCUAUCACAAGCUUUACAAUCGCUACAUCAAGCGCACAUCCAAAUUCAUGGCCCACGACGAACAAGAUCAAUGCAACAUCGGCGAUCGAGUGAGAUUGGAUCCUUCGAGACCUAUAAGCAAACGGAAGAAUUGGAUUGUGGCUGAAAUUCUCAAGAAAGCACGCAUUUAUGUCCCACCAUCUGCUGCUGAUUCUACCAAAAUUAAUGCUCAACAAUCGCCUUCUUCUUCUUCUGCUGCUACUUCGUCCUCCUGAGGUUUAAGGGCAGCUGAAAGUUUGUGCUAAAAGCCUAAAACAUUAUGAAAAGUUUGGAUUUUUAGAUAGGAGAAGAAGGUCCUCAAGAAUUGCUUUUUCAACAUGCUCUGAGUUAAGGUUUGAUACAUAUAUUGUUGUUGGUUUUUUGGAAGUUCAAGAAUGCUACUUCUCUUGUUUUGGAUCUUUUCAUUUGUAAGGAUGGAUGGUCUUUUCAUGUACUAAAUCUUUAUAAAAACAAGAGAUUUGUAUUCCUCACUACUCACUAGUGCAUAAGCUUUAAUUGGAGUUGUUCUACAUUUCUUUA